Molecule: messenger RNA, 536 nt
Organism: Aspergillus melleus
Lineage: Eukaryota; Fungi; Ascomycota; Eurotiomycetes; Eurotiales; Aspergillaceae
Exons: 1
Coding region: 1-507 (168 amino acids)
Source: RefSeq, a predicted model, not a curated record
AUGAAUGCCGGAACGGGUAAUAACGCGCCCAAUCCCCAAAAUUCUAUCUUCCGUUCCGACGAUCCCAGUCAAGAGAUCAUCGAUGCUCGGACUUCCAUGACCAACGCUCUUGCAAAGCUUGAUACAAUUCAGAACAAACUAAGCAUUUACAAGUUCCGUUUGCAUGUUAUGGAGCGCAAUUAUGCGAAGGAACAAAAGAACAAUGCCGAACUGCGCGCUCAACUCGCCACAGCCAUGAACACCAUUGACCAUCUUAUGGGGUCUCAUCAUGACAACACCGCGGUCCGUCCGCCUCUGGGUUAUCAGUCUUAUCGCCCUGAUCCGAGACCUUGCCAGAAUCAAUUACGACGACGUCGUGAGUCCGCAAAUAGCCCACCUCGCGGGCCUCGCGAUGAGCCCCGUCGAUCUCGGGAGGAGCCUUGGUCUUAUCAGCGCUCUCCAUCCCCUCGCCGCACUGGUUCCCUGUUUGAUGACAGACGGAAUCGUGACUCGCGGGAAAGAGAUUAGCUCACGUCUUGAGGCGAGGUUAGGUGUGC